Messenger RNA from Neltuma alba, 1839 nucleotides. Its product is annotated as TMV resistance protein N-like. The record is from RefSeq and is a predicted model, not a curated record. Gene Ontology annotation, biological process: defense response; signal transduction. Bases 1 to 1839 code for a protein of 612 amino acids. Lineage: Eukaryota; Viridiplantae; Streptophyta; Magnoliopsida; Fabales; Fabaceae. The transcript is spliced from 4 exons. Gene Ontology annotation, molecular function: ADP binding.
AUGGAGAGUUUCAUAAACAACUCAUUAUCAAGGCCGAUUCAUGUGUAUCUAAGUUUUAAAGGAGAUGAUGAAAGCUGCGAAUUCACAGAUAGGCUUUGGGCUUCUCUAGAAACUGACGAUUUAAAUACAUUUUGGGAUGGCAAGAAACUCGAGACAGGUUUUUCUAGCAUUCCGCAUCACUUUCUCAAAGCAAUUCAACAGUCAUGUGUUUCCAUUGUCGUCUUCUCCAGAAACUAUGCCUCUUCUAUAUGGUGCCUUGAGGAACUUUCUAAGAUUGCUGAGCGCAUUCAUGAACCACGAUAUACUAUUCUCCCAAUCUUCUAUGAUGUAGAUCCAUCUGAGGUACAAAACCAGAGUAAUUCUUUCCAGCAAGCUUUCGUUGAUCAUGAACAGAGGUUUGCAGCAAAUUUACGCAAAGUACACACCUGGAGUUUAGCGAUGAAACGAGUGGCCAAUCUCUUUGGUUGGCAUGUACAGCAUGAGUUAGGGCCACAAGUUAUUGAUGAUAUCAUAAUAAAGGUCAAGAGAAGAAUGCGUGAAUUAGUUUAUGUUGACGUAGAUCUGGUAGGGAUGAAAUCUCGGGUGAAUGACGUAGAAAAACUUCUCGACUUGGGUUCAAAUGAUGGGGUUCGAGUUCUGGGCAUUUGUGGAAUGGGCGGAAUAGGGAAGACAACUCUUGCCCGAGUUCUAUAUGAUAGGAUCUCUUACCGCUUUGAUGCUUGUUAUUUUCUACCUAACCUAUCUGAAUUUUAUACCAGGAGACUAGCAUGUGGAAAGAUUAUUCUCAUGAUUCUCGAUGGCAUUGAUAAGAACCAAAAUCUAAUGCCCCUAAUCAAGCCUAUAAGAACUAAUUGGUUAGGUGGAGGAAGUAGAAUUAUCAUAACAACCAGAGAUGAAAGAGUCCUUAAAAUCUUUGGGAAGUAUGAUAUCUAUCGGGUUAAUCCAUUGGCCAAGGAUGAAGCUCUUAAAUUAUUUUGCAGAAAAGCUUUCAAAUGUGAUCUUCAUGCCAGAGAUUAUGAGCAGCAAAUAAAUAGUGUACUCCAAUUUGCUAAUGGCCUUCCAUUAGCAAUUAUGAUAUUGGGCUCAUUAUUGUAUAAUAGAAGAGUCUCAGAAUGGGGAAGUACUUGGGUUGAAAUAAAAAAGGUUGCUACCCAGAUGAUCAUGAAGGUACUCAAAAAGAGUUUUGAUGAACUGGAUCGUGACAGCAAGGAAAUAUUUCUCGACAUUGCUUGUUUUUUCAGAGGGAAGAAGAUUAAACAUGUAAAAGGAAUUUUAAAUAGUUAUAGAUUUCUUGAUCAAAAGAAAAAUACCCCAGUGAAGGAGGAAAUACAACUUUUAAUUGAAACAUCACUCAUAACCAUUAUAGAUCAAAAAAUAGAAAUGCAUGGUCUAUUGCAAGAAAUGGGAAGAGAAAUUGUUCAGCUUAAUUUCCCUUCCAUGCCAGAAAGGUGGAGUAGAUUGUGGGAUUUCAAUGAUAUUUUUCGUGUUAUGCAAAAUGACACAGCUUCCCGAGUAGUUCAAGCAAUAGUCCUGGAUUUAGAAGAUUCACAGCAAAGGGCAUUAAGGGUCCAAGCUUUAUCAAAUAUGGGCAAUCUUAAACUACUCAUAUUUCGUAACGUUAAGUUUUGUGGAUCCCUCAAGCAUCUUUCAAAUGAGCUUCGAUAUGUUUCAUGGCACCAGUAUCCUUUCCCUUGUUUACCGUCAAGUUUUGUGCCACAUAAUCUCAUUGAAUUGAUUUUGCCUGAUAGCUCCAUCACAAACAUAUGGGAAGGAGAAAAGGCACCAGAUAGCUCCAUCAUAAAUACAAGGGCAGUAAAACCAAAAGUAGCUGUAUGCUAA